GCUGUGGCAGGGAACGGAAAGCCGGAAGUAGUCACAUGAUACAGGAAACGGUCGCCGCAGUCCAACCGCUGUAAAUUGUGCUGAUCGACCCAGUGUUCCCGUCUAACUCAGGCCACCAUGUCUCGUGCCCGUCAGCCCCCGCUGGUCACGGGCAUCUCGCCCAAGGAGGGUGCGGCUUGGACCAAAGUCACCAUCCGCGGAGAGAACCUGGGCACGGGCCCAGCCGACCUCAUCGGUCUGUCGAUCUGCGGCCAUAACUGCCUGCUGACAGCCGAGUGGAUGUCAGCCAGCAAGAUAGUGUGCCGCGUGGGUCCAGCCAAAGACGACAAGGGAGAGAUCAUUGUCACCACCAAGUCCGGGGGUCUCGGCACCUCCACAGUCUCAUUCAAACUGCUCAGGCCAGAGAGGAUUGGUAUCCUGGACCAGUCUGCUGUGUGGGUGGAUGAGAUGAACUACUACGACAUGCGGACCGACCGCAACAAAGGCAUCUCCCCCCUCUCCCUGCGGCCCAGCAAUCCACUGGGCAUCGAUAUAGACAAAGGCAAAAUCCCACAGAAAGACAUGGAGCUGACAUUUCCAGGAAUGAGUGGAGACUUCACCAGUGAGAACUUUUCUGCCACCUGGUACCUCAUAGAAAACCACACAGGCUCCAGUUUUGAGCAGUUGAAGAUUGGGGCCAAUAAUCUGAAGAAGCAGGCUACUAAGAAGAAUGAGGGGAGUCUGGCCUAUGUGAAAGGAGGCCUCAGUACGUUCUUUGAGGCCCAGGACGCUCUGGCAGCGAUCCACCAGAGGCUGGAGUCGGAUGGUACAGAGAGAGUGGAGGGAUCGAUGACCCAACGACUAGAAAACAUCCUCAACAGAGCGAGUAAUACUGCAGACACUCUUUUCCAGGAGGUCUUGGGGCGGAAAGACAAAGCUGACUCCACACGCAAUGCACUCAACGUCCUGCAACGUUUCAAGUUUCUCUUUAACCUGCCACUCAACAUUGAACGCAAUAUCCAAAAGGGUGAUUACGAUGUGGUCAUCAAUGACUACGAGAAAGCCAAAUCUCUCUUUGGCAAUACAGAAGUCCCUGUUUUCAAAAAAGUGUAUGCUGAGGUUGAGACGCGGAUCUCGGCUCUGAGGAGUCUCCUAUUGGAGAAACUGCUGCAGACCCCGUCAACGCUGCACGACCAGAAGAGAUACAUCAGGUACCUGUCUGACCUGCACGCUCCGGGCGACCCAGCAUGGCAGUGCAUCUACGCUCAGCACAAGUGGAUCUUGCAGCUGAUGCAAAGCUGCAGGGAGGAGUUCAUCAGUGGCCAGAGAGUGGGUGUCUGCGCUCUGGACCCAGAGGGGGAUACCCGUCCGUCGGCCCUCGGCAGGCUCAGCCAUACGGCGUCUCUGAAGAGAGGGGGCAGCCUGCGAACACCACGACCCAGCACCUGGCGCUUUGAAACCCCGCAGCAGGUGCAGUUUGUGGAGAAGCUGUCAGAUGUGGUGAUCGGUCAGUUGCCCAACUUCUGGAAGCUUUGGAUCUCAUAUGUUAAUGGAAGUCUUUUCAGUGAGACUGGAGAGAAAUCUGGGCAGGUGGAAAAAUCCAAGAAGAAUGCCAGACAGAGACAGAAUGACUUUAAAAAAAUGAUCGAGGAGAUGACCAACCGGCUGGUGAAGCUGGUUCGCGGGGCUCUCCUCCCCACCACCCUGCCCCACGGGGAGCUGAGUUUCUACGGAGGCUGGGAGAACAAGACGGAGCUCACUGGAGCCUGGCUCACACAAAUCAUACACACCGUCAGGGCUUGUCACGAGGCUCUGUCUGCUCUGGAGAUCCCAAACGAUUUGCUGCAGGUGAUCCAGGAUCUGCUGCUGGAGCUGAGAGUUCACUGCCUCAUGGUGACUCUGCUGCACGCUACCGAAGAUGUCAAGAGGCUCGCCGAGAAGGAGGACUGGGUCGUGGAUAAUGAGGGAAUCACCAGCCUGCCUUCACAGUUUGAACAGUGCGUUGUCCAGAUGCUGCAGUCACUCAAAGAGCCCCUGGAGAUCAAACCUGGAGAAAUGAAUGUGCUGCAGUUGGACCAGGUCCAGGACCAGGCCACAGAGCUCAGUAUGGGCAUCAUGAAGGUUUUCAUAAACUCCUUGGAGCAUCUGAGCACUAAAACUGAUGCAGACAUUAAUGUACCUCACAACAUUUCAGUGGACCUGUGCUCCCCAGAUCGGUUUACUGCAGUUCACGAGGGCUUCAGUCCAACAUCUGAGCAGCGUCUACUGAUCAUCCUCAGUAACUGCCAAUACCUGGAGAGACGCACCUUCCUGAACCUGGCCAAUCACUUUGAGAAACACGGCCUCACGGGGACCGAGAAAAUAACACGGGUGAGUGUGGACGCGGUUCGAGAGCUGGAUAGAAAACUCUUUGAGGCCUACAUCGAGAGACGAGCUGACCCGAUCGCAGGCUCUCUGGAGCCCGGCAUCUGCGCUGGAUACUUUGACUGGAGAGACUGUCAAUCACCUACAGGUGUAAGGAACUACCUGAAGGAAGCUCUGGUCAACAUCAUCACAGUUCACGCCGAGGUCUUCACAGUGUCUAAGGACCUGGUCCCUCGGGUUUUGUCUCGAAUUGUUGAGUCAGUUGCGGACGAGAUGUGUCGUCUUAUGCAAUGUGUGUCCUCCUUCAGCAAGAACGGAGCGCUGCAGGCUCGACUUGAACUCUGUGCUCUGAGAGACGCCAUAGCCGCUUACCUAAACUCUGAAAGCAACGCCAGCUUCAAACUGGCUUUGGACGCCCUUCCUCAGCUACACAGCGGAGCCGAUAAGAAGUUAUUGGAAGAGCUGUUGAACAAGUUUAAAAGCAGCAUGCAGCUCCAGCUCACCUGCUUCCAGCCCUCCUGCAUCCAGCCUGUCAAGAGAUAAACGUCAUCCACUCUAACCUACCACUAUACUGCACUCUUUGUUUCUUAUCUAUGCGCAAUCAGCAAAUGAACCGUACCCGUAUCCUUUCAGUUAUCGCCUCACUUGCUAACUCAUCGCUGUUUUUUAGUGUCACUUUCAACUUCUGCUUCACCAGAUUGGGCACAAAUGUCUGUUUAUCUAAUCUCAAAGCCACUAAAUGAGUUGAUUUCAUUGUUACUGUGUAGGGCAGUCCCAGUUAUGUUGGUUAUGCUAAUCACACACGGCCACUCAUGUAGCUUACAGGCAGUGUGCAAGUGGCUAACUGGAAUAGCUGCUGUCAGACUGAAAUAUCUGUCUUUAUCAAGAUUUAAAGUUGGUGCUGAUGCUUUGUACUGUGCCAUCUCUGCUGCCCAAUAAAGUAAGAAACAUACUGUUUAAA
Messenger RNA from Perca flavescens (yellow perch), 3304 nucleotides. RefSeq names its product exocyst complex component 2 (gene exoc2). Lineage: Eukaryota; Metazoa; Chordata; Actinopteri; Perciformes; Percidae. The record is from RefSeq and is a predicted model, not a curated record. Gene Ontology annotation, biological process: Golgi to plasma membrane transport; exocytosis. Bases 118 to 2886 code for a protein of 922 amino acids. The transcript is spliced from 28 exons. Gene Ontology annotation, cellular component: exocyst.